This is a messenger RNA of Cololabis saira (Pacific saury), 2055 nucleotides long. RefSeq names its product ankyrin repeat and SOCS box containing 6 (gene asb6). Gene Ontology annotation, cellular component: BRCA1-BARD1 complex. Bases 260 to 1561 code for a protein of 433 amino acids. Gene Ontology annotation, biological process: protein ubiquitination; intracellular signal transduction. Lineage: Eukaryota; Metazoa; Chordata; Actinopteri; Beloniformes; Belonidae. The transcript has 6 exons. The record is from RefSeq and is a predicted model, not a curated record. Gene Ontology annotation, molecular function: protein binding.
AAUAAAAUGCAAUCUUGUCUUUUAAUCGAUAAUUUUAAUAAAACGACAAUUCGGGGAAGUGUAUCUCUUUUUAAAAUAUUUCUGUUUGAAGGUGAUGGUUCUUUUAACUUUAGUUUAAACCGUAGUGUCAGCUGGCUGGGCAUCAGGUUGACUUUUGUUGACGUGCGGGACUCGCAUCAUUUUUUUUACUGGCACGUCUUCAGUUUUCUUUUCUGUCCUAUGUUCCGACAUACAGGAGUUUGUUUUGAGCAGAGGAGCCAUGCCUUUCCUCCACGGGUUUCGGAGGAUCAUUUAUGAGUAUCAGCCGCUGGUGGACGCGAUCAUGCGCGUCGUGUGGCUGGAGGGAGAGAGUCCCGAGGACAGUCCUGAGGAUGAGUCUGGUCGGUGUCGCUCUCUAGCAGAGCUCCUGGAGCAGGAGUCCCAGUCAGAGGUGUUUGUGGAGGGCAUCAGCUAUGCCCUGUUUAAAGUGGCCGAGCGGGGACUACUUUAUGCUGUUAAAAUCCUCCUACGCCAUGGGGCUGAUAUAAACUUUGAAGAUCCAGUGUCAUACUACAACCCACUACAUAUAGCUGUGUUGAGGAACAGGCCAAACAUGGUGAGGCUGCUGGCUGGGCAUGGAGCAGACAUCGAAAAGAGGGACAGGAUUCAUGAGAGCAGUCCCUUGGAUCUUGCCAGUGAGGAGUCUGAGAGAUUGCCUUGCCUGCUCACCUUACUGGACCUGGGUGCCAGUGUGAAUGCAAGGGACAAACAUGGGAAAACGCCCUUGCUUCAUGCACUAGCAAGCAGCGAUGGACUCACCGUGCACAACAUAGAGAACAUCCAGCUCCUACUAGAGAGAGGCGCUAACGUUAAUGCUUCAACUGUGGACGGGGAAACGGUUGUGUCAUCGUUGGUGUUUUUAGUAAAGGAAGCUCUGGAAGCCAGUGAAGAGGACGCUGCUGAGAUUGGUAACUUCUGCCAGAAAACCACACGGCUACUGCUGGCGCAUGGUGUGGACCCCAGUUGCUGUCUGAACGAGGAUGGAGAGUCCUCUCUGAUGCAGACAAGCCUGGAGCACUUUGACAUGCUCUUCCCUCUGGCUGUGCUCCUAAUCCAGAGUGGAGCCUCUUUGGUUUGCUCCUAUCACAGUGACUCCUGUUGGUCAGGUUACAGCCUCCUUUUCCAGCGGCUCCAAACAGUCCUGCAGCAGUGCUCCGAUCAGAGUCGUGCCGUUGAGCUCUUGGAACAAGCCGAGGUUUUGCUGGACCUAGCAAAAGUAAACAUCUCCACGCUACAUCUCCCUCCUGGGAUGGAGCUCCCUGUGCCCGGUCAGGAUUCUCACCCGUAUGCUCAGGAUCUGUUAGACCUGCACAACCGUGUUGUAGCACGUGAAUCAAGCCCACUGCCUCUACGCUCCCUUUGUAGAGCAUUUAUACGGAGCCACUUGCAGCCCUGGCCCCUGGAGGCCAGGGUCAAAGCCUUGCCUUUACCAGAUAGACUGAAAGACUUUCUUCUUCCCGAGCACACAUACAUCCCAAAGCCAGGCUGGGAUUGCUUCAAACCUCAGCAGAGCCAGCGCUGAUAUCAACUACUGUCCGAGUCAGCAUAAAUGUAGUAAUUUGUGUAAAACAUACAAGUAUUUCUCCAUGAAUUACGCUAAAUUGAACAUACCAUCGCGGCCUUUGGUCUAUUCUUAUCCUCUCUGCCAAAUAUACAGACAGAAGUGUAUAUGUUUACUUUAAGAUACAAAGGUCUCUUUGUAAAAAUUAGUCUGUGAUUUGUGACAAUUUUUUUUCUCUGUCAGUAUUUAAUAUUGUGGCUCUACAGUUCAGUGUGAACUUGCCAGACGAGUAAAGGCAGCUGCAGUACACCAUAAACGCCAGCAGAUGGCGGUGUUGCGCUUGCGCUUCACGCGUGUCUCAGCUGUGAGGGUCAAAGAUUUAGUCAUGCUCAGAGCAGCCCAUUAAAGUUGAUCUAGCUGAGUAGUGUCCAUUUAUAUUUUAUGUCCUCAACGUGAUGGCGAUAUAUUGUGGAAUUUGUGUAUCUCUUUUGCCAAAAAUGAAAAUGGAACAAUAA